Molecule: messenger RNA, 1260 nt
Organism: Lathyrus sativus (Indian pea)
Lineage: Eukaryota; Viridiplantae; Streptophyta; Magnoliopsida; Fabales; Fabaceae
Source: the annotation of a GenBank genome assembly
AUGGCAACAAGCACAAGAGAACCGAAUCAACCAAAGAAAAAACUCCCGCUAUUUCCCCUUCUCUCUCUUCUCUCUUUCACUUCAAUCUUCUUCCUUCUCUCCCAAUUCAGAAACACUUCAUCCUCCUCCUCCUCUUCAAUCAAAGCUUUCUCUUCAAUUCACAAUUUCCAAAUCGACAACAGCCGCCACCGCGGUUCGUGUGAUUACUCCGACGGAAUAUGGAUCUACGACGAGACGAGGGUUUCGAGAUACCAUAGUACGUGUAAGGAGAUUUUCAAGGGUUGGAAUUGUGUCAAGGGGAAUAAAGCUAAUGGUGUUGAAGUUGCCAAGUGGCGGUGGAAACCUAAUGGAUGUGGUGAUCUUGAUCAGUUUGAUCCUCUUCGGUUUCUUCAGACUCAUACACACACCAGCAUUGGUUUUGUUGGGGAUUCACUAAAUAGGAACAUGUUUGUGUCACUUUUCUGCACUCUUAGGAGUAGUAUCUCUGAUGGACAGGUUAAGAAGUGGAGACCUGCUGGUGCUGACCGUGGAUUCACGUUUCUGACUUACAAUCUCACUAUUGCUUAUCACCGUACUAAUCUUCUUGCACGUUAUGGUAGAUGGUCGGCUAGUGAGAAUGGCGGUACCUUAGAAACACUUGGAUUCAAAGAGGGCUAUAGAGUAGAUGUUGAUGUUCCUGAUAGUACAUGGGCACAAGCUGCAAAUUUCCACGACAUUCUAAUUUUUAACACUGGGCACUGGUGGUGGGCCCCUUCAAAAUUCGACCCUGUGAAUUCACCCAUGCUUUUUUUCAAGAAUGGUCAGCCAGUAAUCCCUCCAUUACGUCCAGAACAAGGCCUGGAUAUGGUUUUAGAGCACAUGAUAUCGUAUGUGGAGGAAAAAGCACGACUAGGUGCAGUCAAAUUUUUUCGUACUCAAUCGCCCAGGCAUUUUGAAGGAGGAGACUGGGAUCAAGGUGGUUCCUGUCAAAGAGAUCGACCUUUAUCGGCAGAACAGGUAGAAGAACUUUUCUCUGUGAAGAACAACGGGACAAAUGUGGAGGUUCGGUUGGUCAACGAACACCUCAAUAAGGCUCUUCAGAGAUCGAGUUUUGUUAUUUUGAACAUCACUUACUUGAGUGAGUUAAGGGCUGAUGCUCACCCUGCUUCUGCUGGUGGAAAAAAGCAUGAUGAUUGCAUGCACUGGUGUUUACCUGGAAUUACAGAUACAUGGAAUGACUUGUUUGUAGAGCAUCUAAAUGUUAUCGAACUUAGGAGUUGA